Molecule: messenger RNA, 1705 nt
Organism: Cynocephalus volans (Philippine flying lemur)
Lineage: Eukaryota; Metazoa; Chordata; Mammalia; Dermoptera; Cynocephalidae
Gene: HLX
Product: H2.0 like homeobox
Exons: 4
Coding region: 31-1440 (469 amino acids)
Biological process (GO): regulation of DNA-templated transcription
Molecular function (GO): sequence-specific DNA binding; DNA-binding transcription factor activity, RNA polymerase II-specific
Source: RefSeq, a predicted model, not a curated record
GCCGCCGCCGCCUCGGGCUCGCCCGCCGGGAUGUUCGCCGCCGGGCUGGCUCCCUUCUACGCCUCCAACUUCAGCCUCUGGUCGGCUGCCUACUGCUCCUCGGCCGGCCCGGGCGGCUGCGCCUUCCCCUUGGACCCCGCGGCGGUAAAGAAACCCUCCUUCUGCAUCGCGGACAUCCUGCACGCCGGCGUGGGGGAGCCGGGGGCGGCUCCGGAGGGCCUGGCGGGGGCCUCGGCCGCCGCCCUCACCGCGCACUUGGGCUCGGCUCAUCCGCACGCCUCUUUCCAAGCUGCCGCCCGAUCCCCGCUCCGACCCACUCCGGUGGUGGCGCCCUCCGAAGUCCCGGCUGGCUUCCCGCAGCGGCUGUCUCCGCUCUCGGCCGCCUACCACCACCAUCACCCGCAGCAGCCGCCGCAGCAACAGCCGCCGCCUCCACCCCGGGCCGGCGCCCCGCCACCUCCUGCCUCGGGGACGCGGGUGGUCCCAAACCACCACCACAGCGGCUCGGCCCCGGCGCCGUCCAGCAAAGACCUCAAAUUCGGAAUUGAUCGCAUUUUGUCUGCAGAAUUUGACCCCAAAGUCAAGGAAGGCAACACGCUGAGAGAUCUCACAUCCUUGCUAACCGGUGGGCGGCCCGCAGGGGUGCACCUCCCGGGCCUGCAGCCCUCCGCAGGCCAGUUCUUCGCGUCUCUAGAUCCCAUGAACGAGGCUUCUGCUAUCCUGAGUCCAUUAAGCUCGAACCCAAGAAAUUCGGUUCAGCAUCAGUUCCAAGACACGUUUCCAGGUCCCUAUGCCGUGCUCACUAAGGACACCAUGCCGCAGACGUACAAGAGGAAGCGCUCGUGGUCGCGCGCCGUCUUCUCCAACCUGCAGAGGAAAGGCCUGGAGAAAAGGUUUGAGAUUCAGAAGUACGUGACCAAGCCGGACCGAAAACAGCUGGCGGCGAUGCUGGGCCUCACCGACGCUCAGGUGAAAGUGUGGUUCCAGAACAGGCGGAUGAAGUGGCGGCACUCCAAGGAGGCCCAGGCCCAGAAAGACAAGGACAAGGAGGCCGGAGAGAAGCUUUCAGGUGGAGCCCCGGCUGCAGAAGGGGAACAGGAGGAGAGGAGCCCCAGCCGCUCCGAUGGCGAGGCAGAGAGCGAGAGCAGUGAUUCUGAGUCCCUGGACAUGGCCCCCAGUGACACGGAGAGGACUGAGGGGGCUGAGCGGUCUCUGCACCAAACCACAGUUAUACAGGCUUCGGCCGCGGCCGCGGGCGCCCUCAUCCCCGCCAGCAGUGGCGGCGUCAGCAGCCUCAGGAGCAGCAGCACCAGCUCGGGUAGCACCGCCAGCCUCGGCAGCAGUGGCGGUGCCUCGGAGCUGCUCCCUGCGCCCCAGGCCACAGUCAGCAGCGCUCCCCAAAGCCCAGAGCCUGCCCAAGCCCCGCUUGGCGGCUUAUAGACUGGACCAGGGCAAAGGGGGCCGGGGCCCUGCGUGCGGGCUUGCAGCCGCGGGCAGGAUUUUGCGUCUAGUUUAUGAUGCCAGGGCAAGGGCCGGAGGCGCAGGAAGUGUCCAUUCAGACGUUCAUCACACACUUCACCCUUCGCCGCCCCGGCUGGCUGCAGCCCGCACUGCCCAGAGCAGAGGGGAGUCUCGGUGUUCCCCAGCCUACGUCUCCCAUCGCCAGUGGAGCACUUCUCCCAGGACACAAGCAGCUCGCAUUGUG